Molecule: messenger RNA, 2349 nt
Organism: Colletotrichum navitas
Lineage: Eukaryota; Fungi; Ascomycota; Sordariomycetes; Glomerellales; Glomerellaceae
Exons: 6
Coding region: 1-2349 (782 amino acids)
Source: RefSeq, a predicted model, not a curated record
AUGUCGCCAAUCUUCGAUCUCAUUCCUCAGUUUCUUGUAGAGGCUAGUCUGGGGACGUUGAAGCCUGACUUCGCUGAAACCACUGUCAAAUGCUGGUAUGUGCCUCCUGGCAUCACUAUUGUCGAGACCGUUGGCAUCGUUUGCGAUCUCGCAAAAGCCGACAAAUGGAGCGCAAAGUCAACGAUGGCGAACAUUAUUGGCUUUGAAAUUCAAGGUGUUGUCAUGAACGUGAGGGGAAUACGUUCUAGCGACGUCUCCGUCACUAUCUCGGCUGUAUUGGCUUUCAGCUCUGGAGGACAGGACCAUUUGGGCAUUGAUCUGAGAUGUCAUCUUGUGGGAAGCCUUCCUCCGACGCUAGAAUUCAACGUCCACAGCUCGACAGCCUUGGCCGAUCUACUGUUUGCCGUCAAUGUCAAGUGCUAUCUUUCGAAGGUGGCCGUUCCCUUGACUAAGGCGAGUACUCUUGCAAGCCUUACGACUUCGUCGUUCGGUUUCAUAUUGACUCAGCAGUCUAUGGCAGUAAACCGGUAUGAUCUCUCCAAUAUAUUCGCCUCGAAGGGCCCACUAGACGAAUGGAAGAAGUAUAUUCCAUGGAUCAAAGCUCCUUUGCGUCCCUCUUUUGGCAUCUGGGUCGAUAAUCCUUUGAGAAACUCCGACCCAACUGUGUCUGCAAGCGUCAACUUUGAGAUUGCUGUCCAAAAGCCUACCAACCAGCCGGGGGACUUAGUUUCAGGAUUGGCAGCUGAGUUAUGGCUGGCCUACGAGAAGACCUCCGCUAGUGAUGAUCAGUUCAGUGGCGAGUUCGACUACGGCAUGAGUUCUGGAACUGAUUUCAUACACCCCGGUAAAGCGGCGGGUAUGACGCCGGGCCAGUAUAUCACUCGCGAUGUGCCAAACUUGCCCGGCAAUUGGGUCUUGGCAAAGGUCGGCGCCACCGUGAUCCGGUCCAAGAGCAUAUCCCUCUGGGGCCUGAGCGCCGCUGAGGACACGAACGCCCGAUUGUCGGUCGACGUUGAGGAGAUUUACAUCACCACUGCUGCUCUCGGUGUGGAUUUAGACGUUCAGAAAGCCCCAGCGGACAACAACAAAAAGACCUACUCUGCCGUUGUCACUGGCAUGUGCGGUGGGUUAGACACCAUCACCACUGCUACAGACGCAACGCAUGCCUUCAGCACUCUCUCAAGCGAUACAAAGCCAAUAGGCUUCGAGAAGGUGACAGAUCCCUCUGCUGCCGCCAAGAAUGGCCUUUACUUUCACGUCAACUUCACCUCGGACCAUUCAUCCUGUAUUCUCCUGGGCCACCUUUCGGGUAUUGGAGACGCCCUGCUUGAUCUCUUUAAGCAGCCCUUCACCGUCGCUUUGACUAUUCCCGCGAAGCGUAAUGGCGUUAAGAUCUUGGGCACUUAUGAUAAGAAGAUUGAUUUGGAUGUUGUCAAGAUUCUGGUCCAGAACAGAGUGAUUAAAAUUGAGAUUGAGACGACGAGCGACGACGUGCGAUUUUCAAUCAGCGCAGGUUUUGUGCUCUUCGGUAAGCCAGGCUUCGAGCUUGCUCUGGCAUACAGACCAAAUGAUCAUGUCAUCAACGGAACUGUAAUCUAUCAACCGGAGGACGAAUUCCUCGGUAUCAAACACAUCAAGGUCGACGUAGCUUAUAAUGUGUCCAACCAAACAAUCGACAUCAAGAAGCUUCCAAUCAUUCGGGACUUCGCUAAAGCAUUAGUCCUCCUGGAAGAUAUUAUUCAAGCCGCCAACGCAGCCAAAAACGGCGCCUGUGGCCCUCUUGUCGGCAUGGUGUUUAAGAAUACUUUCUCUACCCGCUUUCAUUUCAGCUUGAACAACUGGCGUCGGCAGCAGAAUGGUGGCUUUCUCGUGGACACAGACUGGAGAUUUGAUGUUUUUCUUGGGAACGAAAAUUUUCCAAAGUUGAAGGUAUGCACGGUUCCUAUCCUAAGGGUGCAGAACUGGUGGUUCGGACCUUCGCUGGUCGCGACGCUGCUUUGCAAGGGCGUCCGCACCAAGAGUCGCAAUCUUGUCAAUAAGGGUGUAGAACAGGCCGCCGAACAGGCCGCCGAAGAGGCCGCCGCUGCAGAGACUGCUGCAACUGGUGCAGGCUCCGCCGCGGUAGCGUCUGCUGCUACGGCGGGUGCUGCUGUCGGAGGGAGUCUUGAAGCUGUUCUCAGGGUGCUUGUUGUGGCUGCCGGGACUCUCACGGCCACAGACAAGAUGAUUGGCAGUGUUUCGGCACCGUCAAGUGUGCGGCAGAAGUUCAAGUUCAAGCCCGAAGACUUACCAUUCGAUCAGCUACAAAGAAUCAAGGAAGCAGAGCAGAAGGCUAGAGAUGCUAUGUAG